UUGAAUAUUUAGUUUGAAAGCGGCAGCGAGCGAACAAUCCCCUGAUUCAAUAUUUAAUAUCAUAAUGAGAUCAAACUAACUCUCUCGUUUAAUUGGUAUCGAUCAGAAAUGAUUGCGCAGCACGUUGCUCGAAAAUGUAUCAAUAUUUUAUCAGCGCCGAUAACGAACUAACCUGAAUCGAUUACGUAGACUGAAAAUUUUCAUCAUGAAACUGUCGACCUGUUUAAAUAGUACGUCUUAUCGACCGCAAUUGGUGCUCGGUGUUUCGAGACUGUCCUCAUUGGAGUACCUUAAAUUUCGGAAUCCCGAUCUGAACGAAGAUCAAAUAUUGUCGAGGAUAAAAGAGGAGGGACAGGAUCCGCAAGAAAUUCUUACCGAGCAUCAAGAACAGAUUUCUUGCGAGCAAAACCUAGCAGCUGUUCUCAAGAAACUCGAUAUUAGUUUUCGUAUCACGAAAAGGAUAGGAGACGCAACGAAAUGCGUGAAAUGGGCGGACUUGGUGAUUCCCAUCGGUGGAGAUGGUACGUUCCUCCUGGCGUCUAAGUUGAUUUCAGACAACAAAAAGCCAGUGCUCGGAAUCAAUCCCUUAGUAUCGGACAAGAAUACUUAUUUCACGCUUCCUUAUAAGUAUACGACUAAUAUGGAGAGUAUAUUUGAGAAACUUCAUUCAGGAGAAUACGAAUUAUUGAUGAGAAGUCGCAUACGAACAGUAAUGACUGGAGAAGGACUUUAUUGUCGACCUUUUCACAUACACGAAAAAGGCCGUACAAAAGGAGAGAAAAGAAGCCAGUCUCUUAUACGAUCGAGAGGAAAGAAAAUAUCAGAUGCUCUUCAGCCUCGUCGUAGAAUUUUACCCUGGUUAGCUCUGAAUGAAGUGUUCAUAGGAGAAUUUUUGGCAGUCAGACCAAUAACGCUACAUCUACAAGUGGAAGAUCAAGAAGGAUACGUGUUUCGGUCGUCAGGCAUAUGCGUUUGCACAGGCACUGGUUCUCGAUCCUGGUACAGAUCCAUGAACGUUAAACCAGCUGAUACUGUUCAAAGCAUCGUCGAGAUGGCAACUGGUAAAAAAUUAACCAUCGAAGAAACUAAUAAAUUAUUGUAUAAAUAUCGUCAAAGUCUGCUGUAUCCUGCAGAAGAUCUACGAAUGACGUACAUGAUACGCGAGAUGUAUCGUGCACCACGUUGCUGGAGAAACAAAUGUUAUCCGGAUAGAGAAAUGUGUAAUAAAAUAACGGUAAAAUCGUAUGGAUUUGACGCUGGUCUGAUAAUAGACGGAAGUAUUUCUUUGCCAUUUAACGAUGGCGCGAGUGCCUCUUUCGACAUCAAACCUGAAUACGCCCUGAUGAAUAUCAUUAUGACCUAACACCUGAUUGACACGCAUUUAUAAAUUUCCUGCAAAUUUUUCGUGUAUAUAAAUUAAAUUAAAUUAAUGAAAUUUAUACAAGUGAUAGGGCCUCCUUUGCUUAUGUCGUCGGAAAUGUACAAAUCUUGAAAAAAUAAAUAAAUA
Molecule: messenger RNA, 1507 nt
Organism: Osmia lignaria (orchard mason bee)
Lineage: Eukaryota; Metazoa; Arthropoda; Insecta; Hymenoptera; Megachilidae
Product: NAD kinase 2, mitochondrial
Biological process (GO): NADP+ biosynthetic process; NAD+ metabolic process
Cellular component (GO): mitochondrion
Molecular function (GO): NAD+ kinase activity
Source: RefSeq, a predicted model, not a curated record